Molecule: messenger RNA, 1900 nt
Organism: Physella acuta
Lineage: Eukaryota; Metazoa; Mollusca; Gastropoda; Physidae
Product: zinc finger protein 436-like
Biological process (GO): cell fate commitment; regulation of transcription by RNA polymerase II
Cellular component (GO): nucleus; cytoplasm
Molecular function (GO): RNA polymerase II cis-regulatory region sequence-specific DNA binding; DNA-binding transcription factor activity
Source: RefSeq, a predicted model, not a curated record
GCCGACGAGGGAAAGUCACUCUUGUGCUUGAAGUCAAAAUUAACUAAAGCAGUUCAUAUCUAAGAAGCUGCCCAGCAUGGAGGAGGAAACAGAUGUGUUAGCUGCAGUUUCAUCUACUGUAGAUAUACAGUCAAAUGAAUUGACAGAGUUUUCAUCUUCUGAAGAUUUGAAACCAGAUCUAUCGGCCAUAUUUUUAUCUUCUGCUGGCAUCAAAACAGAAUUAUUGACAUUGAUUAAUUUCCAGGAUAUAAAACCUAACAUGUCAUUUAAAACUUCUCAAGAUGUUAAACCUGAUAUUAAUUCAGAAUUUUCUUCUUCUAAUGACAUAAAAGUAAAACCAGAAUUAUCAUUUUUUAAUGUUCAGGAUAUAAAACCUAACAUGUCAUUUAAAAAGUAUCAAGAUGUUAAACCUGAUAAUACAUUUUCAAUUGAAAAAACUAAUAAGAAACCUGCUGCAUCAGCAGAAUUUUUAACAUCUGAAAGUUUAAAACCAGAAUUAUCAACUACUGAAAAUUUAAAACAAGAUUUCACAACAGAAUUUUUAUUUUUUGAGGAUAUACAAGAAAAUGGACUUGAAGAAAAUCUACAAUUGUCUAGGGACAACGAAAAUAAAAUUUCUCAAAGAUCUGAAAGUAAUAUGCAUAAAAAUGCUCAUUCUGAAGAUAAGCCAUAUGAGUGUGAUGUUUGUCAUAAAAGGUUUUCUAGAAAUUCUAAUUUUAAACUACAUAAAAAAGUUCAUUCAGGAGAUAAACCACAUGAAUGUGAUGUUUGUCAUAAAAGGUUUUAUCAAGGUUCUAAUUUAAGAGAACAUAAAAUGGUUCAUUCAGGAGAUAGGCCACAUGAAUGUGAUGUUUGUCAUAAAAGAUUUUCUAGUUCUCAGUUAAAAGCACAUAAAAGGAUUCAUUCAGGAGAUAAACCACAUGAAUGUGAUGUUUGUCAUAAAAGGUUUUCUCAUAUUUGUUAUUUAAGAAAUCAUAAAAUGGUUCAUUCAGGAGAAAGGCCACAUGAAUGUGCUGUUUGUCAUAAAAAGUUUAGUCAGAAGAUACAUUUAUCAUUACACAAAAAAGUUCAUUCUGGUGAUAAGCCAUAUAAGUGUGAGGUCUGUCUUAAAAGGUUUUCUCAAAGUUCUCAUUUAAGAGAACAUAAAAAAGUUCAUUCAGGAGAAAGGCCAUAUAAAUGUGAUGUUUGUUAUAAAAGGUUUUCUAUAAGUUCUAAUUUAAAAAGACAUAAAAAAGUUCAUUCAGAAAAUCUACAAUUGUCUAGGGACAACGGAAAUAAAAUUGUUUAUUAUCAUCAAACAUUUUCUCAAAGUUCUGAAAGUAAUAUGCAUAAAAAUGUUCAUUCUGGAGAUAAGCCAUAUGAAUGUGAUGUUUGUCACAAAAGGUUUACUCGAAAAUCCAACUUAGGUAAACAUAAAAAGAUUCAUUCAGGAGAAAAUUGUGAUGUUUGUCAUAAAAAAUUUGUGGAUGCGCAGGAUCUCUUACGACAUAAAAUUGUUCAUUCUGGAGAUAAGCCAUAUGAAUGUGAUGUUUGUCUGAAAAGAUUUUCAAAUAGUUCUCAUUUAAGAACACAUAAAAAGGUUCAUUCAGGAGAUAAACCACAUGAAUGUGAUGUUUGUCAUAAAAGGUUUACUCGAAGUUCUAUCUUAGGUAAACAUAAAAAGAUUCAUUUAAGAGAAAAGGCAUAUAAUUAUGAUGUUUGACAUAAAAUCUUUGCAAAUAAGAAUAAUCUAUUACAGCAAUAUAAAGUUCAUUCAUUAGAAAGGUCACAUGAAUGUGAUGUUUGUCAUAAAAAAUUUGUGGAUACGCAGGAUCCCUUACGACAUAAAAUUGUUCAUUCUGGAGAUAAGCCAUAUGAAUGUGAUGUUUGUCUGAAAAGGCUUUCUAGAAAUUCUGUUUUA